Molecule: messenger RNA, 4174 nt
Organism: Chiroxiphia lanceolata (lance-tailed manakin)
Lineage: Eukaryota; Metazoa; Chordata; Aves; Passeriformes; Pipridae
Gene: EPS8
Product: epidermal growth factor receptor pathway substrate 8
Exons: 23
Coding region: 542-3028 (828 amino acids)
Biological process (GO): regulation of Rho protein signal transduction; positive regulation of ruffle assembly; Rho protein signal transduction
Cellular component (GO): ruffle membrane; plasma membrane; vesicle
Molecular function (GO): actin binding
Source: RefSeq, a predicted model, not a curated record
UUGGCUACCUGUAAACGUGCCAAUAGUAUCUGGACACGGGACUAUUCCCCUGUGCUGAGUGAAAGACACGUGUAAAUGGUCAGAGUCGGGAGGAAUGUGAUGCCAGAUGGAAACAACAUAAACAGCUGGGAGACUUCAUCCGGGAUUUCAAGGCGAGGAUGGGAGACUUACGUUCUCGCCGUUCACUAGUUCCAAAGGUGGUUUAGAUACACCUACUUCUCCGGGGAAGGAUUUUGCUUUGGAGCGUCGUGAUUUGAGCUGUUGGGCAGCUGUUUCCUGAGCAACUCUGGAGACAUGCCAGCCACUUGAGGUGAAUCAAGCAGUGGCAGGGACAGGACCUACCUGGGCUGAAAUUUUAAUCCCAGGCACGUGGCAUUUGCUCAAGUGAUCACUGAUCGUGGAAUCUGUUAUUCUUCAGUCUGUUUUCUUCCACGAAACAAUUGCUGAGUUCCCUAAGUGCACUGUAAAUACUGCAGCAGGGUGUGACUUCAGUCAGCUGUGACCUCAGUUCAAUCGUUUCUCCCAGUAAGCGACGGUGAGAAUGAAUGGACACAUAUCAAACACCCCUCCUGGUGGAUAUGGAAGUUAUUUUCCCCAAAUGAAUGGCUAUGGCUCCCCAACAUUUGCUCAGGCGGAGAGGGAGCAGAACUCAAGAACAAGUGCGAAAGCUCUUUAUGAACAAAGGAAGAAUUAUGCACGAGACAGUGCCAGCAGCAUAUCCGAAACGUCCCAGUACCACGUAGAGCACUUGACCACGUUUGUUCUGGACCGAAAAGAGGCAAUGAUUACAGUAGACGAUGGAAUAAGAAAGCUGAAAUUGUUGGAUGCCAAAGGCAAAGUGUGGACUCAAGAUAUGAUUCUUCAAGUGGAUGACAAAGCUGUCAGUUUGGUGGACUUGGAAUCAAAGAAUGAACUGGAGAAUUUUCCUUUAAGCACAAUUCAGCAUUGCCAAGCUGUGAUGAAUGCAUGCAAUUACAAUUCAAUUCUUGCAUUAGUAUGUAAAGAACCAACCCAAAACAAGCCCGAUUUGCAUCUUUUCCAAUGUGAUGAAAUUAAGGCUAGCUUUAUUCAUGAAGAUAUUGAAAGUGCAAUCAGUGACAGCAAAAGUGGGAAGCAAAAGAAGAGGCUUGAAACACUGAGAAUGAUCUCCAAAGCUGACAGUGCCAUCCCUCCUCCGCCACGGGCACCGGCCCCGGUGCCGCCGGGGACCAUCACGCAGGUGGACGUGAGGAGCCGCGUGGCAGCGUGGUCGGCGUGGGCUGCUGAGCAGGGCGACUUUGAAAAACACAGGCAGUACCAUGAACAUGAAGAAACAGCAGAGAUGAUGGCAGCCAGGAUUGACAGAGAUGUUCAAAUUCUGAACCACAUUUUGGAUGACAUAGAGUAUUUUGUUACCAAACUUCAAAAAGCUGCUGAAGCGUUUGCUGAACUUUCAAAGAGGAAGAAAACUAAGAAAAGUAAAAAGAAAGGACCUGGAGAGGGAGUUCUCACUCUCCGUGCAAAACCACCCCCUCCAGAUGAAUUUGUUGAUUGCUUCCAAAAGUUCAAGCAUGGCUUCAAUCUUCUGGCUAAGUUGAAGUUCCAUAUCCAGAAUCCUAGUGCAGCUGAUCUGGUUCAUUUUCUCUUCACCCCACUACAAAUGGUGGUACAGACAACAGGAGGUCCAGAGCUUGCUGGUACAGUACUCAGCCCCCUCUUAACAAAAGACACCAUAGACUUCCUGCGAUACACUGUCACCAGUGAGGAGGGACAGUUAUGGAUGUCCUUGGGUGACACGUGGACCAAAGCCAGAGCCGAUUGGCCCAAAGACCAUUUUAUUCCACCUUAUGUCCCCCGUUUCCGAAAUGGUUGGGAGCCUCCUUUGCUGAACUUCAUGGGAGCUCCGAAGGAGCAAGAACUCAAUCAUUUGGCUGAGUCUGUGGCAAACGUUGCAGAGCAACAGCGAAAACAAGAGAUGAAAAGGAUGUCAACCGAGCCUCCCGGUGUUCCUGACUACCCUCCGUCGGAUGGGUAUGCAUUCAGUAACACAGUUUACAAAAGAGGGCCUCUGCUGGACCAGGGGGCAGCUGUUGCUGCCUUUAAGCAAACUGUUAGCCGACAUGUAGAUAGAAACUAUGAAGCACACAAUAAAGCACAGAGCAAGAAAUAUGCCAAAUGCAAGUACGAAUUUGUGGCAAGAAACAACAGUGAGCUUUCUGUCACGAAAGAAGAGAUCGUAGAGAUUCUGGAUGACAGAAAGCAGUGGUGGAAGGUUCAGAACAGGAGUGGCAGCACAGGCUUUGUGCCAAACAAUAUUUUGGAUCCUCUGAGGAGUCAAGAAGGUGGUCAGGGAUGGCCGGAGCCUGUGUAUACCCGCACCAUCCAGAAACAGAGGACGGACUAUGUAGGAAAACAAUCUGACCCGGUUCCUGCUACUCCUUCGCCACCUCCCACACCUGCUCCUGUCCCCGUGGCUGUCCCCCUCCCUCCCAGUGCUCCAGCACCUAUUCCAGUUCCCGUGCCCAAGGCACCAGCAGCCGUCAGCCGCCAAAGCAGCACCUCCAGCGACAGCGGUGGGAGCGUUGCACGAGACACUCAGAGGCAGAAGCAAAUUCCUGUGGAUCGCAGGAAAUCCCAGAUGGAGGAGGUGCAGGAUGAACUUGUUCACCGCCUCACCAUCGGCCGGAGCGCUGCCCAGAGGAAGUUCCACGUGCCACGACCCAACAUCCCAGUGGUCAACAUCACUUAUGACUCCUCCCCUGAUGAUGUGAAAGCGUGGUUGCAGUCCAAAGGAUUCAACCCUGUGACUGUCAACAGCCUUGGUGUGCUGACAGGUGCUCAGCUCUUCUCCCUCAAUAAAGAGGAACUGAGGACUGUUUGCCCAGAAGGGUCGAGAGUCUACAGCCAAAUCACGGUACAGAAGUCUGCCUUGGAGGCAAACAGUGGUAGUUCGGAACUGCAAGAAAUUAUGAGAAGACGACAGGAAAAAAUCAGUGCAGCUGCCACAGAUUCAGGUGUGGAGUCCUUUGAUGAAGGGAGCAGCCACUAAAUGUGUUUCUUCUUUUCUUUAAUUCCAUUGCCCAUAGCAUCAUACCAUCCAGCUUUGCUUUAGGAAGCAGUGAAGGGGAAUGUCUUACUAUAUUGUAACUUAACUAGCCAACACAAAGAAAAUUCACAGUAGUCUCCACAGGAGUACCUCCUGCUGCCUUCUCAUCAUGAAAAAUAAGCAGAUGAGAAAUUCAGUGGAGCUUCCUGGCAGGUGAAAAUAUUGGUACAUGAUUCAUUUACACCCAAAGAUGAGUCUUGGCUUUUAUGGAAUUAACAUGACAGACAAAUUGUAGCACAUCUCUGUGAUUCAUCUGAGGGAAGCUGAGCCAGCAAUAAAAAAAGCAUUUGACCCCUUCAGUAAUUAUAAGAUUCUGAAUCUCAUCUCUUGCUGUAGUGUGCAAUUAUGUCUUUUUGGCUCAGUCUUUCUUGUCAUGCAUUCGGCUGCAGGACGUUUACUUAAGUUGUUGAUGCCAGCAAUUGGAGAGGAAAUCUUUAGAGAAUGAACAGCAGCCCAACAUAGACUGAAUCUUUCUUGCAUCACUCCCAAGAUGUUUUAUUACUAAUGAUGCUGUUUAUAGCAAAAUAAUACUCUGUACAUUGAUUUUAUCAAUACUUCACCCGUGAUGAACUAUAAUAUUGCACAAGAAGGAAUAACUAGAAUAUAGUAACACAACUCAGCUCAAAGAGGUGAUGAGAUCUGCUGUAGCUGGCCAUGCAACAACUCACAGUAUGUUUUUUUAAUAUACUUGCAUUUUUUUUUGCCUGUAAUUUAACCCAUCAAAAGAACAGUGUAUAAUCUAGACUUCUCUGUGUGUUGAUCCCAGAUACCAGUUUUUCCUCAUGUAAAAAAACUAUUGUUCUUUUAUAAAUGUAAUCUUUUGGGAAAGUGGAUUCCUGGAGGCAAAAGGGGGAAAAGAAGAGGAAACAUCCUUUCCAGAAAAUGUUAUUUUUGAAGAUGAAAUGAUUUUUGUCACAAAAUGUUCUGUUAUGGUCAUGUGAUUUUAUAUAUAAUAUAUUUAUUAUAUAUAAUAUAUAAUAUCACUUAAUUUAGACAAAUUUAGUCAUCUAGUUUGAUUGAGUUUCAUAGUGCCUUUUUCACAUGAAUCAGCUUAAAGUCUGCAAUAAACAGUAUUUCUUGUCUGUUAAA